CUGCCGCCCACCGCCACCACGCUGGACCUCAGCCACAACGCCCUCGCCCAGCUCCACGACCGCUGGCUGGCCGCCCUCCCGCACCUCGAGGCCCUGCACAUCAGCCACAACCAGAUUAAGGACCUGUCUCCGCAGGCUUUCCACAAUGCCUCCCACCUGCGGCACCUCGACCUCUCCUCCAACCGCUUGCGCGCCGUGGAGACGCACUACUUCGACGCGCUGGUGAGCUUGGAGGAGCUGCUGCUCUACAACAACCGCAUUACGCGAGUAGACGAGAACGCCUUCGCCAAGCUGAGCGGCCUGCGGAAGGUCUACCUGAGCUGGAACAACCUCACCGCCUUCCCCUUCCGCUCCGUGCAAGGGCUGGGCAACUACAGCCUCCGCACGCUGGACCUCUCCUCCAACAGCCUGAGCAGCAUUCCCGUGGAGGAGCUGGCGGCUCUGCCCGAAAACAUCAGGAACGGCUUGUACCUGCACAACAACCCCAUCAGGUGCAGCUGCCCGCUCUACCUGAUGCUCCAGCGCUGGAGGCAGCAAGGUUUCAGCUCCGUGAAGGACUUCUUCGAGGAGCACACCUGCCAGGUGUCUGACAACGUGCCCCGCUCCCUGAUCAAGUUCCUCAAAUACAGCCACAUGUUCGAGAACUGCUCGGCAGGCCCCGAAGACACGCACCCCGUGCCCUUCCCUGUGAUGGUGGGCCAGACCCUCCUGCUGACCUGCAACGCCAGCCUGCCGGCCUCCGCUGCCACCUACAUGUGGAUCUCCCCUCGCCACGAGCCCAUCAAGCACCCGGGGAACAGCAACCGCUCCCUGGAGGUCUACCGCAACGGCAGCCUGAAGAUUGCGGCGGCCAAGCCCUGGCACUCGGGGGUCUAUUCCUCCAUCCUCAGUACCACUCCCCCCGCCACCGACGGGCCAAACCGCAAGGUCAGCGCCAACAAGCACGUGGUCUUCCUCGAGCCCAUCAGGGAGACGCAGAACGGCAAGAUCCGCCUGGCCCUCGGCGAGGACUUCCCCGACGCCAAGCACCCCAAGGUGCUGCAGCUCAAGUCGGACUCGGAGUCCAUCAGCUCUGUCUUUUCGGACACCCCCAUCGUGUCGUAG
Eurypyga helias (sunbittern) is the source of this 1104-nucleotide messenger RNA. RefSeq names its product adhesion molecule with Ig-like domain 3 (gene AMIGO3). The annotation marks the transcript as partial. The transcript has 2 exons. Gene Ontology annotation, biological process: brain development. NCBI's taxonomy places the organism in Eukaryota, Metazoa, Chordata, Aves, Eurypygiformes, Eurypygidae. Gene Ontology annotation, molecular function: protein binding. The record is from RefSeq and is a predicted model, not a curated record.